Sceloporus undulatus (fence lizard) is the source of this 2043-nucleotide messenger RNA. RefSeq names its product vomeronasal type-2 receptor 26-like. Bases 1 to 2043 code for a protein of 680 amino acids. Gene Ontology annotation, biological process: G protein-coupled receptor signaling pathway. The transcript has 4 exons. The record is from RefSeq and is a predicted model, not a curated record. Gene Ontology annotation, cellular component: membrane. Lineage: Eukaryota; Metazoa; Chordata; Lepidosauria; Squamata; Phrynosomatidae. Gene Ontology annotation, molecular function: G protein-coupled receptor activity.
AUGACUACCAAUGAAGAGCCACAGUAUAUGGGGAUUAUCAGCUUACUUCAGCAUUUCAGAUGGACAUGGGUGGGAUUUUUAGUGGUGGAUGAUGACAAUGGAGAAAGAUUUUUGGAGAACAUGGAACCCUUGCUUUCCCAGCAUGGCAUCUGCAUGGCCUUCACAAAGCAAAUUCCAAGCCAAGAACAUGCUCGUGAUCAAAAACAAUUAGACGAGUUAAUCCAUAGUAUGCACCAGCUUUUCAAACAAAACAAAAUCAAAGUAUUUGUUCUCUAUGGUAAACCUUUUAAUAUUACAUGGCUGCGGUAUUUUAUUACUGAAGGAGGUCUUGGAGUGGUAGGGAAGGUGUGGAUUACAACUGCCCAGGCUGAUUUUGUUUUAGGAAGCCUUGGCCGGGAUAAAAGUUUGCAAAUGUUCCAGGGUGCUCUUUCCUUUACGAUCCACUCCAAUAAAGUUCCAGGGUUUCAAGAAUAUCUCCACACCCUAAAACCUGACUGGACAAGAGAAGAUAAUUUUCUCAAGGAUUUCUGGCAGGAAGCCUUUGACUGUUCAAUUCCUGAUCCCAAAAUGCCAUACAAAGUCUCUGGAACUUGCACUGGGGAAGAACGGUUGGAGACCCUUAUUGGACCUCUUUUUGAAAUGCGCUUGAGUGGGCACAGUUAUGGCAUUUAUAAUGCUGCCUGUGCGGUGGCCCAUGCUUUACAUGCUUUGUCCUCAUCUAGGUUCAGUUACAGAGGAAUCAUGAAUGGUAAAAAAGGUGCUGUUCAAGAUCUACCACCUUGGAAGCUCCAUCCUUUCCUUCAAGACAUUUCAUUUAACAACUCUGCUGGAGAAAGAGUGUUUUUUAAUGAGAACUGGGAAAUGAGAGCUGGGUUUGAUAUCAUGAAUUUGGUUACAUUUCCAAACAGAUCCUUCCUUAAUGUGAAAGUAGGACGAAUAGAUCCCAGUGCUCCUGAAGGAAAACGAUUCAGCAUUGAUAAGCAUAGGAUUAUCUGGCAUCAAAGCUUCAACCAGGCUCUGCCUAUUUCAGUCUGCAGUGACUCCUGUGCCCCCGGUUCUCAGAAGAGAAAGAAGGAAAGAGAGCAAGUUUGCUGCUAUGAUUGUGUUCCUUGUCCAGAAGGGAACAUUUCCAAUCAAACAGAUACAGUUGAGUGUUUCCCAUGCCCAGAAGAUCAAUAUGCAAGCAAGGAUCAAGAUCAAUGCAUUCAUAAACUGAUAGCCUUUCUAUCUUACAAAGACCCUUUAGGAAAAUGUUUAGCUUCAAGUGCUGUUUUCUUAUCGCUGGUCACAGUUUUUGUGCUUGGAACAUUUCUUAAACACAAUGAUACUCCCAUAGUCAAAGCUAACAAUCAGAAACUCACCUACACUCUCCUUGUGUCCCUCCUGCUCUGUUUCCUCUCCUCUUUCCUAUUCCUUGGUAAGCCAGGAAAGUUCAACUGUCUUCUCCGACAACCAUUUUUUAGCAUCAUAUUCUCAGUGGCUCUUUCUUCUAUCUUGGCCAAAACCAUCACAGUGGUUGUAGCCUUCAUGGCUACUAAGCCAGGGACAGGUAUGAAGAAAUGGUUGGGAACAAGGGUAGCCACCUCCAUUGUCUUCACUUGCUGCAUUAUUCAAACUACUAUCUGUAUCAUCUGGCUUGGAAUCUCUCCCCCAUUUCCAGAUUUAGACAUGAACUCAGUUGCUGGAGAAAUCACUGUGCAAUGUAAUGAAAGGUCUGCCAUUAUGUUAUAUCUUGCCCUGGGUUACAUGGGACUUCUUUCCAUUAUCAAUUUAAAUGUGGCUUUCCUAGCCAGGGAGCUGCCAGAUACUUUCAAUGAAACCAAGUUUAUCACUUUCAGCAUGUUGAUCUUUUGCAGUGUUUGGCUGACUUUCUUUCCAACUUAUCUGAGCACAAAGGGAAAAUACAUGGUGGCUAUGGAGAUUUUCUCUAUCCUAGCCUCCAGCGCUGGGUUGCUCUGUUGUAUCUUCUCCCCAAAAUGUUAUAUUAUUCUGCUGAAACCUGAACUAAACAGCAGGGAGCACCUAACCAGAAGAAAGACAUAG